UAGCUCGUCAAAAGAGAAUAAAAUCCAAGUUUUACUUUAAAUAUUGAAUUUAGAAAAACAUGGAUAUUGCCAAAGCAAUAUUCGGUGAAAGAGACCACGAGGGCUAUGUGGGGAAAGAAGAACAUCAAAAAGUGAUAGAGAGCCAGGUUUCCGAAGAAGUUUACGCGACAGAACUGAUGGAAAACAUGCAUAUUAACAACGAUACUGGCAAAGACAACACUGCAUUUUCGGGAAUUAUAUCAUCAAUGGUUCCCUUAGACUUUUCUGAUCUAAGAAAUGACAUCCACUGUUAUGAUGAAUUUGCGUUUCGUAUUGAAGAAGAAGAGGAAAAGAAAGCAAAACAGACCAAACAACCUUUUAUUGAAAACGAACAACAUCGCCUGAAAUGGAUGUCAUUCUUGGAAUUAUCGCAAAUACCACGAACAGAAAAGCUUCGGAGCAUGAUAAUUAGCGAAGGAUGCCCUCAUAGCAUGAGAAGUCAGUUGUGGCUGCGAUUAAGUUCUGCAAUGCAAAAGAAGUCAAACAGCGAAACGUCUUAUGAAGACAUUUUAAAAACAGCGAAUAAUGACUCUUUGAUGACUUCGAAACAAAUAGAACGCGAUCUUUUACGUAUUCUGCCAACUAACGCUUGCUUUAGCACAUUAAGUGGACCAGGAAUUGGUCGACUUAGACGCAUUUUAAGAGCCAUUUCUUUCUUGUACCCGGACAUAGGAUAUUGUCAAGGCACCGGUGUCAUUGUAGCUUCAUUGUUGCUUAUUAUGGACGAAGAAAGUGCAUUUUGGAUGAUGACUUCUAUCAUAGAAGAUUUGCUUCCACCAUCUUACUAUACUUCGACUCUUAUUGGUGUUCAAGCAGAUCAAAAAGUUUUGGAAACCAUCAUCUCAGAUUAUCUCUCUGGAGUGGGAAACAUUUUGAAAAGUCACGACAUUGAACUUUCUCUUUUGACGUUACAGUGGUUUUUAACUAUAUUUUCCAAUUGCGUACAAUUCAAAGUUUUACUACGAAUAUGGGACUGGUUCUUUUUCGAUGGUUCCAUCGUUUUGUUCCAAAUAACGUUAGGUUUGCUGAAAAUAAAAGAAAAAGACUUGGAAAAUUUGGAAAACUCAGCACAAAUAUUCAAUGCAUUAUCUGACCUUCCUGGAGAAAUAGAUGAUGUUGACGACUUAUUUCGAACAGCAAUGGAAGUCGGUGGCUCUUUAACAACACAACUGAUAGAAAGACACAGAAGGAGACACUUGGCGUACUUAAUGGCUGAUCAAGGUUGUUUGGUGGGCAAUCCGGAAAAUGUUAAUAAUUUGCCUAAACAAAGAUUGGUGAAACGCCAGUUAAAGAAAAAUAAAUCUAAUAUGCUGCAGUAUUUGUUUGGUAGUGAAGUCAGAGCUGAGGAAGACAUAAAGUCGAAAAAUAUAAAAACUACUGAACUUUUAGUUGAUCUUAGGUCAGCGAAUUUAAAAAUUUGUCAACAUUUCAUAACAAUCGAACCAAAACUGAGCACUUGUAUCAAAACCGUUCCAGAUUAUUCAUUAGAAAGUCAUAGAAUAGAUCAUGAAAACUACAUAAAUGUAUCUCGUAAUAGGAAACGUCGUGCAAAGGCUCUUCUUGACUUUGAAAGAAACGACGACGAUGAGUUAGGAUUUAGAAAAAACGAUAUAAUUACAAUUAUUUCGCAAAAAGACGAACAUUGUUGGGUAGGAGAGCUAAAUGGUUUAAAGGGUUGGUUUCCAGCUAAGUUUGUAGAGCUGCUGGAUGAAAGGAGUAAAACUUUUUCGUACGCUGGUGAUGAUGCCAUUUCAGAAAAUGUACAAGAUCUUGUUCGAGGUACCCUUUGUCCAAGUUUGAAGCAAAUAUUUGAGCAUGGUAUGAAACGACCGAGUUUCUUGGGGGGUCCAUGUCAUCCGUGGAUGUUCAUUGAAGAAGCUGCUACACGACAAGUUGAAAAGGAUUUUAAUUCAGUUUAUAGUAGGCUCGUUCUAUGUAAAACAUAUAGAUUGGAUGAGGAUGGAAAGGUUUUAACGCCAGAAGAAUUGCUGUUUCGUUCGAUUCAAGCAAUCAAUCAAACCCACGAUUCAGCCAUGGAUGUAAAGUUUCGUUCCCUCAUUUGUCUGGGUUUGAAUGAACAAGUCCUUCAUUUGUGGAUUGAGUGCUUAUGUAAUUGCGUAGAAGUAGUAAAUCGAUGGUAUGAGCCCUCAAGUUUUAUUUCAUCGCCAGGUUGGGUUCAAAUAAAAUGUGAAUUAAGGCUGUUGUCACAGUUCGCGUUCAAUUUAAGCUCAGAAUGGGAGUUACUGCCGAAAAAAGAUUCAGCAAAAGCUCCUUUAAAGGAUGGCGUUCGGGAUAUGCUAAUAAAGCAUCAUUUAUUUUCAUGGGAUCUAUAAUUCAAAGUUAAAAAUUAUUUAUUAAAUCUUUAAAUAAAUAUCCUAUGAUAAAUGUA
Culicoides brevitarsis is the source of this 2428-nucleotide messenger RNA. Its product is annotated as small G protein signaling modulator 3. Bases 60 to 2372 code for a protein of 770 amino acids. The record is from RefSeq and is a predicted model, not a curated record. Lineage: Eukaryota; Metazoa; Arthropoda; Insecta; Diptera; Ceratopogonidae. The transcript is spliced from 7 exons. Gene Ontology annotation, molecular function: protein binding.